Rotaria sp. Silwood1 is the source of this 291-nucleotide messenger RNA. Lineage: Eukaryota; Metazoa; Rotifera; Eurotatoria; Philodinida; Philodinidae. The record is from the annotation of a GenBank genome assembly.
AUGUAUCAUCAUGAUAGUAAUUUUUCAAUUCAAGCAACAACUACAUUUGGACAGAAUAAAAAUGAAUAUAGAUUUCGACCAUGGCUUACAGAUCCGGGUUCACCUGAAGCAUGUAUUGAAUAUUUUCAUCGAAAUAAAUUACACUGUUCUAUACCAGGAUAUGAAGAUGCUACUGCUUAUGAACUUAUAACAUUGACAGGAUUGGCAACAAAAUCUAUAAAAAAUAUUGAUAUUAAAGCUAUUCAACAACGAUGGCUUAAUAUUGAUUCACAUUGUGUUUUCGACAUUUAA